UUUAUGUAAUGGGAACCAAAAUUUGUACUGGUGCCUCAUGAGGCAUUGUAAAUACAUUAUUUCAAAUGUAGAUUUUUUUUUUCCUUCUGAUUCAUGUUUAGGGCUGUGCCUUUGUUUACUUUCACUUUCAGCUAUAUAGCUCUGCUGUUGAGGUUCUUAAAAAACGAAACCUAAGCUUCAGGAAGACUACAGGGUUCUUUGACCAGCAGCUAUUGCCAUUUUAGAGACCCCAACCUUGCUGCUUUCCUGUUAGAGAUACCACUGGGGAUUAACUCUCAUGGCAGCUGUAGGACAUGAGACAGAUAAUUCAGAAGAAGACAGUAUGGAUAUUGAACAAGACUCUGAAGUCACAGGUCAUUUGGUGACAUUUAAAUUACAAUUUGAUCAACAAGAUGUACAGCAAUUUGAAAUACGCAAGAAAGUUUUUCAGAAAUCCCUACAAAAAUGGUGCAACAAACAGAAAAGAGGUUUGGAGGUGAAGGAAAUUUUAAAUGAUCGUAUAGAAGACAUUGUGAAAAUUGAGUUCACUUCAAUGAAAGCUGCAGAAUUUUGUAAACGCAUACGACAGCUUGAAGUUUCCAUUAAAGAUCAACCUAUUGUACUGACUGUGGUAGAAGGUGCAUCUUCAUCUGGAAAGAGUCAGGUGGAAACCGCUAUUGAUGAGAAUUUAAGAAUUUUAGAAUCAGAAGAGAAAAUGUUACAUGUGAAAACCGCAAAGAAUGAAAAUAUUCAGAACACUGAUUUACCAGAUUUGCAAUUCAAGAACAAAACAUGUCAUAAAAAUUCAGACAAGGCAACUCAAGACAGCAGAGGAAAUGCAGCCUUUCUGGAUCUUGACAAGCGGUCCUUAUCUAAUUAUAAUAAUGAGUAUAAAAUAAAAAGAAACAGAACAGAGAUGAAUGAAUUGGACACUAUACAAGAUGAAAAGGAAAUGAUAAUCAACAGUGAUUCAAAUAAUUUAUCCAUUGACUAUUACCAGUAUGAUUAUUUUAUAAAAGCAUAUUCUGAUGAAAUAGAUGAGCUAGUAAAGAAAGGAAAUGUACAUCUUUCUCCAAAAGUGGUCCUCACAGUCACAUCAGCCGAUAGAAAUGCAGAUACACACAGUAUAGAGAAAGCAAAGCAAGACUUUACGAAAUUAAUUCAGUCAAAAGUGACAAACCUGAAACAAGAGAAGGUUAUAGUUUCCAAGGCACAGAGAAAAGCCAUAAGGAAGGCAUUUUUGGAUAUUGAGGAGAAGUUUUGUAGGGUCAUCUUGAAUGAAAUUGAGGAGGGCUUCACCCUUAUUGGGCCUACAGAAGAUGUAGCUCUUGUUAAAGAAAAACUGGAAACAUUUGACAUACCUGGACAAAGAGGGAACUUCACAAUUAAAACAGAGGGCUCACUCCUCCAAAAGGAGAUUGAUAUACCCAGCCUCCACUGGAAGUUCCUCAAAAAAAUAUAUGGCAGAUAUCUGGAAGAAAUAGAGGCCCGAUUUGGAGUUAAAUUUAUCCCUCAGGAAGAGACACUACCUGGUAAACAGAAAAUAUGCCUGCAGCCUCAGUCAGAAGAGUACAAUGUCACAGGACAUGCUUUACAAGCUUUUACUGAACUCUACCAAAAAGCUGCAACCAACCUGAUUCAGAGAUCUGUAAAAAAUGCAGAUGCUGUUUGCGCUAGGGAAGCUUACCAGAAAAUAGAAAAUAAGCACCCAAACGUAGAGGUUAAGGAGAAAAAUGGAGAAUUCCACCUCAUUGGACAUCAUCACCACAUAACUUUAGAAAUAGAAAAAAUGACUAAGUUCACGAAUACCAGUCCAUUCAAAGAUCUUCCUGAAAUUGGAAAGUUGGAGCAAUUCCCUAGCAAAGCAGGCUGUAAGUCUAAAAUGAAGGAUGAGACUGGUGCAACAGACAGGAGUGCUGAAGAAGAGUCAUGCCCCAUAUGUUUGGAUUCAUUCAAGGAUAAAUUCACCUUAAGCUGCCAACACUCAUUCUGCAAGGUUUGUUGGGAGGAGGCAAAGAAACACAAGCCAGUAUGCCCAGUCUGCAAAACUGUACUUGGAAAAGUUAAAGGGAACCAGCCUAAAGGAACAAUGAAAGUCAACUGUUCAUCUGCUCCCCUUCCUGGAUAUUCAUGUAGCACGAUUGAAAUUCAUUACUACUUUGCAAAUGGAAGACAAUCAGCUGAGCAUCCAAAACCAGGACAAUGGUAUGAGGGUACCAAUAGGACAGCAUACCUGCCCGAUAAUAAGGAAGGCAACGAAGUGCUGACAUUGCUGCACCAAGCUUUUGACCAAGGGCUGAUUUUCACUAUUGGUACAUCUCGCACGACUGGCAAUGAGAAUGUGGUGACGUGGAAUGACAUCCAUCACAAAACUAACAGAUAUGGAGGUCCUCAGAAUUAUGGCUACCCUGAUCCUAGCUACCUGACAAGAGUGAAAGAGGAGUUGAAAGCAAAAGGCAUUGAAUAAGGAGGAUGGUCGUACAGAUACGUUCAGCUUUACCAAAGUGGAAACUGUUUUGAUUCACUUUUGACUUUAAAAAAACAUGGACAGCAAUAGCAAAGAACUACUGGAGCAACUAUUUAUAUUCAGUUUAUAUUCAUACAUUUUUGUUUGAGUGAGGUUUAUGGAUUCUUGUGCUUUGUUUCUGUGUCUCCUGUCUCUGUUAUCUUUAUAUAGAAUCAGAAGGCAUCAGAUGCUUAAUAGUUAAAUAAUUAGUAAAUGUGUUGUUCC
Messenger RNA from Protopterus annectens (West African lungfish), 2710 nucleotides. RefSeq names its product E3 ubiquitin-protein ligase DTX3L-like. The coding region runs from base 278 to 2446 and encodes 722 amino acids. Lineage: Eukaryota; Metazoa; Chordata; Ceratodontiformes; Protopteridae. Gene Ontology annotation, biological process: protein ubiquitination; Notch signaling pathway. The record is from RefSeq and is a predicted model, not a curated record. The transcript has 7 exons.